CUGACUAAAUGCACUCAUGGCAGGGAUUUUAAGAUUCAAAGUUCAAAACUUUGCACAUUUAGCCCUAAAGUCACCUGUAAACUUCCACAAAUCAUUGACCAGGGCCAUGAGUCUGUUGAUUGACAAUCCCCAGUACAGCUGGCUAAAGGAACUGGGCCUUGAGAGUGACAACAAGGGAGUUUUCAAUGGUUCAUGGGAGGGUGCUGGUGAGACUGUGACAUCAUACUGCCCUGCCAACAAUCAGCCUAUCGCCAGAGUUGUUCAGGGUAACCUUGCUGACUAUGAAAAGACUCUACAAGCCAGUCGGGAUGCUUGGCAGACAUGGUGUGAGGUUCCAGGCCCUCACAGAGGAGAAGUGGUGCGUCAAAUGGGUGAGGCACUCAGAGAAAAAAUACAUCUGCUUGGAAAACUAGAUUCCCUAGAGAUGGGUAAGAUAUUGCCAGAGGGAGUGGGUGAGGUCCAGGAGUACAUAGAUGUCUGUGACUAUGCCGUAGGACUCUCAAGGAUGUUGGAAGGAAAAGUUCUGCCAUCUGAAAGACCUGGGCAUGCCUUGAUGGAACAGUGGAAUCCAUUAGGAACUGUAGGUGUCAUCACAGCAUUCAAUUUCCCUGUAGCUGUAUACGGUUGGAACUCUGCCAUUGCUCUGGUGUGUGGCAACACAGUUUUGUGGAAAGGUGCACCUUCAACCCCCCUAGUCAGUGUGGCUGUUACAAAAAUUUUAGAAAAGGUUCUCCGUGAUAAUAAUUUCCCAACUGCCGUUUGUUCCUUGGUAUCUGGCGGUGCAGAUAUUGGACAAAAGAUGGCGCAAGAUGAGAGAAUCCCACUUUUGUCUUUCACUGGGAGUACCCCUGUGGGGAAGGCUGUUGCUCUAAUGGUACAAGAGAGGUUUGGCAAGUCUCUGUUAGAACUGGGUGGAAACAAUGCUAUCAUAGUGAAUGAAGACGCAGAUGUUGACAUGGUUGUCCGCGCUGGUGUUUUUGCCUGUGCGGGAACUGCUGGCCAGAGAUGUACUACAACAAGACGACUGAUAUUACAUGAGAAAGUUCACGACACUGUGGUAGAUGGACUGAAAAAAGCUUAUGAACAAGUUUCUAAAAAAGUAGGAGAUCCUAUAAAUGAGGGAACAUUGCUAGGCCCCCUGCAUUCCAAGGCUGCUGUAGACCAGUACCUGGCUACCAUAGAAGAAGCAAAGAAAGAUGGCGGCACCAUAGAAUAUGGAGGAAAUGUGAUAGAACGUGAAGGAAACUAUGUGGAGCCCACUAUAAUCAGCGGUCUUGCUCACGAUGCCCCUUGUGUACUCAGAGAGACGUUUGUUCCUAUAGUUUACUGCAUUAAGUCCAAGAGUUUUGAGGAAGGUAUUGCAUGGAAUAAUGAAGUGAAACAAGGCUUGAGCAGCUCCCUAUUUACUAAAGACCUCAGCAACAUCUUCAAGUGGAUGGGGCCCAAGGGUUCUGACUGUGGUAUUGUGAAUGUGAAUAUACCGACCAGUGGUGCCGAAAUAGGUGGCGCAUUUGGCGGUGAGAAACACACUGGAGGUGGACGAGAGUCUGGUAGCGAUGCCUGGAAACAAUAUAUGAGACGCUCAACUUGUACUAUUAACUACAGCAAGGAGCUCCCAUUAGCCCAGGGUAUCAAGUUCGAAUAACACCCUCGACCAGAUCAACUUUACAUCAGCAUCCAACAAAGAAGAUAUGUAUACAGACUGGACUUAAGCAUUUUAAAAGAAAGGCAGCUAUAUAUACACUACCUGUAUUAGAAUAUUAACUAACCAUAAUUUGACUGAACAAUUUAUUUGUUCUCCAGUUUCCCGAUUUUAGGGAAUUAAAAUUUUCUAGACAAACUUUACUUUUUGAAAUUCAUUCUGAUGUAAACUUAUUCAUUGCCAAAUUAGACAUAUUUAUUUUUCACAAAGAAAUUGUUUUGUAGCCAAUAUUUACUUAUAAAUAAGUAAGAUUUUCAUGUAAGGUUUGUACUUGGAUUUACAAAGACACUUCUGAUACAUGAAUAAAAUUCAUUGGAAAUGUAAUAUGAAUGCAUCUUGUUUUAUGCCUUUUAAUGGUCGAAAAGGGAACUUUAAAACUGUCCUAGUUAUUAUUAAGGUGGCCAUUUUUGGUUUUUCUUCCUAAAAUCCUGUCUGUCCAGUCUUGUCUAC
This is a messenger RNA of Owenia fusiformis, 2152 nucleotides long. The record is from the annotation of a GenBank genome assembly. NCBI's taxonomy places the organism in Eukaryota, Metazoa, Annelida, Polychaeta, Sabellida, Oweniidae.